Messenger RNA from Colletotrichum graminicola M1.001, 1755 nucleotides. Its product is annotated as patatin-like phospholipase. NCBI's taxonomy places the organism in Eukaryota, Fungi, Ascomycota, Sordariomycetes, Glomerellales, Glomerellaceae. Gene Ontology annotation, biological process: lipid metabolic process. The coding region runs from base 1 to 1755 and encodes 584 amino acids. The record is from RefSeq and is a predicted model, not a curated record. Gene Ontology annotation, molecular function: triacylglycerol lipase activity. The transcript is spliced from 3 exons.
AUGGGGAUUGGUCUGCCGGCAGGCCAUGACUCUGCUUGCACUCUACCUGCAUGGGCUGCGGCUGACCUGGAUGCACAUUUGCAGAAACUCCGCGCCUGGUACACACGCAAGACUCCCGUCGAACUAUGGCUCGAACUCCUCCGUCAUGCCGAAGCCUUCGAGGACUGGGAAGAGGCGGCACUGCAUCUGGAUAACUUGCUUGGACUGGACUUGUGGAGGAAUAACCCAACGUCCAAGUUCUACGACUACCGCCUGAUCAACGAGCGCCUCAACUCCUUGAUCACUGCGAGGGAGGACGGCAACCUUAAUCAGCUGGUCAAUCUGCUCCGCUCCGGCCUAAUCCGCAACUUGGGCAACAUCACUGCUCCUACCCUUUACAACCGGUCCUUCGCCGGCACCAAAUACUUGAUCGAAGAAUACAUUACACAGAUCGCCGAAGCGGUGGAGGAUAUCACGCAUCUACCAACAACGCCAGUCUCCGAUUCUUAUGGAGCUCCCGUUGGGUUGACCAACCAAAUGAAGUUGGAUUUCAUCCACGACACUCGGCAAGCCUUUGGACGAAGCACGCUUGUUCUUCAGGGCGGUGCUAUUUUCGGAGUCUGCCAUCUCGGUGUCGUGAAAGCGUUGUUUCUCCGAGGUCUGCUCCCACGAAUUAUUACCGGAACCGCGACGGGCGCCCUCAUAGCCGCUUUAGUAGCCAUCCACACCGAGGAAGAGCUUCCCAACGUGCUCAAAGGGGAUGGCAUUGAUCUGUCCGCGUUUUCCGGCAAGUUCAAGGCCGAAAAGGGUCUACAAAAGGACCAAUCCUACGCGACGAGGUGGAACACGCUCCUGAGAAGACUGAGAAGAUUCACUCGUGAAGGCUACUUUCUCGACGUCAAGGUGUUGGAGGACUGCGUGAGAGCCAAUGUUGGCGACUUGACAUUCGAGGAGGCAUACAACAGAAGCAAGAGGGUUCUUAACAUCACUGUUGCUACGGCCGAUCAAGGUGGCGUUCCGACACUGCUCAACUAUCUGACGGCACCGAACGUGCUUAUAUGGACAGCUGCAGUGGCUUCGAAUGCCUCCACACCCAGUCUUUACGGCCACCGCGAGACGACAGUGCUCUGUAAAGAUGCGCACGGAAACAUCGUACCUUGGGCGCCGGCGAACACGAUCGACUUCCACCAUUGGACACACGUUUCGUAUUCGGAACGUGAGUCGCCACUCCUCAGGAUCGCCGAGCUUUUCAAUGUGAACCACUUCAUUGUCAGCCAGGCUCGCCCCUACCUCAUUCCCUUUUUACAGAGCGAUAUGCACGGUCCGUCACUCAUGGAGACGCGUAACAGCACGACGUCAAUCACGGCCUUUUUGGCUCGCAUGGUGGGCUUGGAGAUCAGGCACCGCCUACGCCAGCUUGACACGUUGCGUCUUCUCCCGGCAGGUAUACGCCGCUUCCUUGUUGACGAACAAGUGCCGGGGGCGUCAAUGACGCUAGUUCCCGAGGUAUCAGCUAGCGACUUUGUACGCUUGCUCGAGACGCCGACAAGGGAGACGCUAGAUUACUGGAUUUCGAGGGGCGAGCGGAGCGUUUGGCCUGCCGUUGCCGCGCUUCGGAUUCGCUGCGCCGUCGAGAACGAGCUGGACAGGUCAUAUCAGACCGUCCGCAGAUUGAAGGCGGGUGGUCUCCGGAGGAAAGGUUCAACAGCAGCAGCAGCGCCAUUGGACAACAGCAACAAAGAUCGAAGAGCAAGCAGCUUGGGGGCUGCAUACUGA